Delphinapterus leucas (beluga whale) is the source of this 711-nucleotide messenger RNA. Its product is annotated as histone H4. NCBI's taxonomy places the organism in Eukaryota, Metazoa, Chordata, Mammalia, Artiodactyla, Monodontidae. Gene Ontology annotation, molecular function: DNA binding; structural constituent of chromatin; protein heterodimerization activity. The record is from RefSeq and is a predicted model, not a curated record. Gene Ontology annotation, cellular component: nucleosome.
UCCGCUAUGUCUGGAAGAGGGAAGGGCGGCAAAGGCUUGGGCAAGGGUGGCGCUAAGCGCCACCGCAAGGUUUUGAGAGAUAACAUCCAAGGCAUCACCAAGCCCGCCAUCCGGCGUCUUGCUCGGCGCGGGGGUGUCAAGCGCAUCUCCGGCCUCAUUUACGAAGAGACCCGAGGUGUGUUGAAGGUGUUCCUGGAGAAUGUCAUUCGGGACGCGGUCACCUACACGGAGCACGCCAAGCGCAAGACGGUCACUGCCAUGGACGUGGUGUACGCGCUCAAACGGCAGGGACGCACACUGUAUGGCUUCGGAGGUUAAGCUGCAGCUUCUGUGCUACGUGACAAUCCAAAGGCCCUUUUUAGGGCCAACCACCCAGUCAUCAGAAGAGCUAGACACUUGCCUGAAGUAUAGGUAACUUUGAAUUUGGGGGUUGGUUAGUAGUGGGAUCAGGAGUCUAGGAGGUACCGAUGCCCAAAAGUGCUAACAGCCCUGAAAACCCGAGUCACUUACCAAAAGCUGCCUUUCACUUGCCUGCGUCAAUUUUUGCUAGCCUGAAAGGCUAUACGUGCCCCAGAUUUAAAGCAUUUUUCAGUUUGCUUUUGGGCGUGUAUCAUUUGUAAUCGUUGGACCAGACUGUGGAAAGUGGUGUGUGUGGGUUUCACUUACCAGGUCUACAGUGAGGGAGUGGGCUGGGCGGCUUAACGCUGUGCG